This is a messenger RNA of Globicephala melas (long-finned pilot whale), 440 nucleotides long. Its product is annotated as RNA guanine-N7 methyltransferase-activating subunit-like protein. Lineage: Eukaryota; Metazoa; Chordata; Mammalia; Artiodactyla; Delphinidae. Gene Ontology annotation, biological process: RNA 5'-cap (guanine-N7)-methylation. The record is from RefSeq and is a predicted model, not a curated record. Gene Ontology annotation, cellular component: mRNA capping enzyme complex. Gene Ontology annotation, molecular function: RNA binding.
UCUAAACAAUCUAAACAUUAAAUAGUACAGCUGCCUCAAAUCCCUGGGAAUUUCAGAAUGACUGACACUUCUGAAGCUGUUCCAAAUUUUGAAGAGAUGUUUGUCAGUAGAUUCACAGAUGACAAAGAGUACCAGGAAUACCUGAAACGCCCUCCUGAGUCCCCUCCAACUGUUGAGGAAUGGAAUAGCAGAGCUGGUGGGAACCAAAGAAAGAGAGGCAAUCGGUUGCAAGAUAACAGACAGUUUAGAGGUAGGGAUAGCAGACGGGGGUGGCCAAGUGACAAUCAAUCCAAUCAGUGGCAUGGACGAUCCUGGGGUAACAAUUACCCGCAGCACAGACAAGAACCUUACUACCCCCAUCAAUAUGGACACUAUGGUCACAACCAACGGCCUCCCUAUGGCUACUACUGAUAGAGAUGUCAGCAGUUUUUAGUAAAACC